AUGUCUCAGCCAAAAGUCUUCUCUUCCCCUGCAAGGAUUCUCUCUUGGGAUGAGGAUCGAUCACCGGCCACUCAAUCCACCUUCCCUCGCUUAACACCGGCCUCGGUGAAAAUGGCCCUCGACGGGCUCAAUGCCUCUGUCACCAGCAGCUAUCAGAUGCUAUAUCUCCCUGCCGGGCCCGGCUGUGAAAAGGAUGGAUCGGCCGUGUUUGUCUUCACUGAUCUCAUUGAGUCUGAAGAUUUCGAGGGCAGGAAGGGGAGCUUCAUGACUCAGGGCACAGGAAAGUUUGACGCAACAAAGCACCGAGUAGAGGGCACGUUUGAAAUUGUCCCCCGAAGUGGGAAGGGAGAUCUUGGAGAGUUGUUCAAGGAAGGUGGGAAUGGCAGUUUUCUGUCAGAUGAAAAGAACCCAAGUCAAGUGAAUUACAGAUUUGUUCUCACCUAA
Talaromyces marneffei is the source of this 444-nucleotide messenger RNA. RefSeq lists its product as uncharacterized. The record is from RefSeq and is a predicted model, not a curated record. Bases 1 to 444 code for a protein of 147 amino acids. NCBI's taxonomy places the organism in Eukaryota, Fungi, Ascomycota, Eurotiomycetes, Eurotiales, Trichocomaceae. The transcript has a single exon.